This is a messenger RNA of Anoplophora glabripennis (Asian longhorned beetle), 565 nucleotides long. RefSeq lists its product as uncharacterized. The coding region runs from base 28 to 534 and encodes 168 amino acids. The record is from RefSeq and is a predicted model, not a curated record. Lineage: Eukaryota; Metazoa; Arthropoda; Insecta; Coleoptera; Cerambycidae. The transcript has a single exon.
CAAAUUCAUCUUAUAGAUGAACAAUCUAUGGAAUCAGAUGAUCAAGUUGGAGCUACAACCAUAAUGGGUACAACCUGUACAACUGAGGAAAAAACUCCUGAAUGCUCUAAAAAUUGGAGCAACGCUAACACGCUUCUACUAAUAGAUUUGUAUAAGAAAUAUGAACAAUCGUUUGAUACGGAUUUGAAAAAAAAUAUUUGGCAUAAAAUUACCAACGAUGUGAAUGUGAAAACUGGAGGUUUGCUAUCAGUUACAACUGUUGAAAAUAAAUGGAAAAGCCUCAAAAGAACUUAUCGCAGUUCGAAGAUUAAAAUGGAUAGAAGUGGUAGUCAGAAAAGAUAUAGGCAAUACUUUAAUGCUAUGGAUGAUAUUUUAGCUAAAAGGCCUGAAAUAACACCCCCAGCAAUAGUAAGCAGUUCAUUGGGAGUAGUAUCUCAGCAACCAGGUACUUCUGCUGAGUUGACUACAUCUGCAACUGAAUCAGAAAAUGUUGAAGAAUCCGAGGAAAAUUUUUUUAAAGGAAAAAUGCUUUGAAUGUCAACGACAGACAUCGGGAAAAAUUGGA